AUGGCUAAACGAUGGAAGGGAAAGCCUCACUACGUCGACACCCAUCUAAACACAUGCCAAGACCCAUGCAUCCUACCGUCAGACGGCCGAUGUUUGAUUCAUAGACUUCCCACCGAACUCCUAGUGCAAACAUUCUUACUAGGACUCACGGACGUGUUCCAGGCCCUCGAGGACACUCUCGACUUUGGUCACAAUGCUCCUAAUGUGCUAGGGCAACGGAUGCCGUUCGAAAUCCUUGUCUCUCACGUGUGCCACCGAUGGCGAGCUGUUGCACUGAACGCGCCAAUGCUGUGGACCGAGAUUGAGCUCUCACGUCCACCACUACACAACAGGGCCGAGACAUGCCUGGAACGGUCGAAGACUUCUCCCUUGAACAUUGUAGCCGACAUCUCUGCGUUUAACUUCGACCCGCAGCACACUGGCUGGUACUGCAUGCGGAAAUCCGUGCGUGCAAAAAUGUGUAACGUUCUACCUUUCGGUGGAGAUGCGCCCAAGCUCACGCAUGUAAACCUAUCUGGUGUCCACAUUGAUUGGUCGCGGUCGCGGUUUCUAUCUGGCCUCACCACGCUUGAACUAUCCAAGCACCGUCCCGAUACCCUGCCGACAUUCCAGGAGAUGGCGCGGAUGCUACGGGAGUCUCCCAAUCUGCAUAGCCUCACUUUGAUGGAAUCAGGGCCGGCUGGAGGCACUGAUGAGUGGGACGCUGAACUAGCUGACUCCGAUUCACUCAAUCGGGCGAUGCUCUGGUCUGUCUCGCUUUCGGAGGUGACCCUCAUCUUCAAUGAGCCCGACUACCUGACAGACCUCGUUACGGGUUUCGUGUUUCCCAACCUCAAGACGCUCCAUCUGGGAAUUAAACGGCCUGAAUCUGAUUGUACACGUCUGCUGGAGAGUUUAGCGCAUCCUGCUCCUCACACCGAGAAGUCUGUCCUGGCUGGCCUAGAGGAAUUGGACAUCGUGCGAAUGCCUGGAGGAAGUGCGGACGCUGUACGAGCCGUCUACAAUGCGAUGCCAAAGCUUUCCGCUCUCAAUAUCAGCACUGCAGACGCCUCAGCGCAUUGGCACACACUGCUACUAUGCGAAGAGGUGCUGCCACGCCUCACAAAGCUCGUGAUCGGCGGCCUAACUGGAGCUCAGAUGCGCAACUUGGUCGCCAAACGUCAAGAGCGGGGCGCACCUCUGUGGGAGCUCAUUGUGCUCACGUCGCCCGAGAUGACGUGGGAAGACAUGCAGUGGCUGAGAAUGAACACGCAUAUGUUGCAAUGGAAGGCAAACCUAACGAUGAUGACCCCGGAAAUUGCGACGAUUGAGAUGGAAGUAGCAAGCAUAGUACCUAUGGUGGCUUUAGAUCCUUAUGAAUUCACCUUGAAGGACUUCGAUACGAGAUCGAUGCUGUACCGUGAAUAUAUCCUUGUACCAUGCGCUGUGCCGAGGCGUCAUACACGAGACAGGCAGCGCAGAAGUGAGGAAGUAUAUCAAUGGGUUUAG
This is a messenger RNA of Postia placenta MAD-698-R-SB12, 1488 nucleotides long. RefSeq lists its product as hypothetical. The record is from RefSeq and is a predicted model, not a curated record. Bases 1 to 1488 code for a protein of 495 amino acids. NCBI's taxonomy places the organism in Eukaryota, Fungi, Basidiomycota, Agaricomycetes, Polyporales, Adustoporiaceae. The transcript has 5 exons.